Messenger RNA from Suillus fuscotomentosus, 1008 nucleotides. Its product is annotated as Ribokinase-like protein. The coding region runs from base 1 to 1008 and encodes 335 amino acids. NCBI's taxonomy places the organism in Eukaryota, Fungi, Basidiomycota, Agaricomycetes, Boletales, Suillaceae. The transcript has 8 exons. The record is from RefSeq and is a predicted model, not a curated record.
AUGACGAUUCAAUUUGUGACCUUUGGGAUGUUUAUUAUUGAUGAAUUUUCCUUUGCAGAUGAGCAAGGGAAACCUACCGGAAAGACGAUCGGAGGUGGAGGAACCUAUGCUAUUAUCGGUGCUCGCAUCUGGUUGCCUCCAGAUACCCUUGGAAUGAUCAUCGAUCGAGGAAACGAUUUCCCUCAGGACAUGCAGAAUCGGUUGUUGACAUACGGUUCCGACAUAUGGCACUUUCGUGACGACACAAAUCGCCUUACUACUCGGUCAAGGAAUUCGUACAAAGGACAAUUUCGAGGUUUUGAAUACAUCACUCCGCGGAUCAGACUGACGCCUCGCGACUUGGAAAGAACGCGGCUUACACGUCCUGCUUCGGUUCAUUUCAUUUGUUCACCCACGCGCGCGCUUCAAAUAGUAUCAGAGAUCCAAGAGGUUGAAAAAUGGAACCCGACCACAAUAUUCGAACCUAUACCUGAUAGAUGUAUUCCCGAGGAGUUACCUUCACUGAAAGCAGUCCUCCCACAUAUCACAAUCCUCAGUCCAAAUGCUGAAGAGGCCCUGAGCCUGCUUUCUCUUCCGUUAAUUGUUACGAAAUCUGCCGUAGAAAAUGCUGCAUCAGAGUUUUUGAAGAUGGGUGUGGGUAAAGAAAAUAGUGGAAGCGUUAUAAUACGCAGUGGUGCCCUCGGUGCAUACGUCAUGACCUAUGACAGGAAAGGGCGAUGGAUUGACGCAUUCUGGAGUUCCGCUGAGAAUAUUGACAACUUGAUGGUGGUCGAUGUCACAGGUGCUGGCAACUCUUUUCUUGGCGGGCUCGCUGCGGGAUUGUCCAUCACAAACGGAAAUGUCUAUGAAGCAGCACUAUAUGCUUCGGUGUCAGCCUCUUUCACGGUUCAACAGCUUGGUCUUCCACACCUUACAGUGGGUUCCGAUGGAGUGGAAGAAUGGAACCAGGACUCUCCGCAUAGACGCCUUGAAGCUCUGCGGCAGCGACAAGACAGAAAUAUAAAAUAA